Molecule: messenger RNA, 1038 nt
Organism: Ogataea angusta
Lineage: Eukaryota; Fungi; Ascomycota; Pichiomycetes; Pichiales; Pichiaceae
Exons: 1
Coding region: 1-1038 (345 amino acids)
Biological process (GO): pyruvate decarboxylation to acetyl-CoA
Cellular component (GO): pyruvate dehydrogenase complex
Molecular function (GO): dihydrolipoyllysine-residue acetyltransferase activity
Source: RefSeq, a predicted model, not a curated record
AUGCCUGCAAUGUCCCCCACAAUGGAGGAAGGUGGCAUUGUUUCCUGGAAAGUAAAGGAAGGAGAUAAGUUUGAUGCAGGUGACGUUUUGCUCGAAGUGGAAACCGAUAAGGCCAAUAUUGCUGUCGAGGCUCAGGAUGACGGUGUCAUGGCCAAAAUUCUCAAACAGGAGGGAGAGAAGGAAAUUAAAGUGGGCACUCCAAUUGCGUUUCUAGCAGAGGUCGGGGACAAUUUGGCUGAACUUGAGUUCCCAGAAGUGGAAGAGAAGAAGCAAGAACCUAAAAAAGAGGCAGCAAAGACGCCAGAACCAGCACAGCCAUCCCCACAAGCUGAGUCUAAUAAAACGAACAAGACCAGCACUCCUGUUGCAUCUGGAAAAGCCGACCCGAAACAGGUGUUUUUGCCAUCGGUGGAGCUUCUGCUGGAGGCCAACGGAAUAUCUAGAGACGAAGCACUGUCAAAGAUUGCAGCCACGGGGCCUAAGGGACGGAUACUGAGGGGUGACGUCAAGGCAUACUUGGGCCAAAUCGAUUCCUCUAACAACUCAAAAAUUGCUGCCUACUUGGAUUCAAAGUCCCAUCUUGAUCUAUCAAACAUAGAGCUUCGUCCUGCUGCUGCCCCAGAAAAAGCUCCUGCUAAAAAAGAGAAGCCAAAGAAAGAGCCGCUCAAAAUCACUCAUCAGUACGUUUUGCCAGACAGUAUUGUGAAGGAUGAUAUUCUCAGGUUGGUGUCGAAAGCUGAGCAAAAGGCCUACGGCAAGCCUCUUUAUGCGCCAUCUGAGUUGAUCGAUCCGCUCUUUGAAGACAUUAUUGCACCACCAAGAAACGCUGAACGUUUCAAAAUUAACACCAGCUUCCAAACCUCCGUGGCUGAGCCCGAAGAUGACUUUGAUUUUGAACCCCACCAGGAAGUCCAACAGCCAAAGAUCUUGGACGUGGAACUUGUGUGCACAGACGUGGUCGACGCCAAAGCUCGUGCAGAGAUGUUUGUGGAAAUUCUCGAGAAAUACAUUUCGCGAGCAGGGCCUAAAAUUAACUAG